This is a messenger RNA of Thalassophryne amazonica, 2453 nucleotides long. Its product is annotated as protein FAM53B-like. The transcript is spliced from 5 exons. Gene Ontology annotation, biological process: protein import into nucleus; positive regulation of canonical Wnt signaling pathway. Lineage: Eukaryota; Metazoa; Chordata; Actinopteri; Batrachoidiformes; Batrachoididae. The coding region runs from base 294 to 1640 and encodes 448 amino acids. Gene Ontology annotation, cellular component: nucleus. The record is from RefSeq and is a predicted model, not a curated record.
GCUCAGUGCUGUUGCUGCUUCCUCUGCUGCAGCAAACUUAUUUUUUUUCCCUGCUUUGUCGAAGAUGAGCUGAUUGCGAAACAGCCUCUGCUGGCCAGGUAGUAGGGUAUUUGUUAAGAGAUUGGCUGAGGUUUGAGACACUUCCUUCCACCAGCACCGUCCAGAUGGGAGAUCACCACUCGCUGUUGUUUUUUGCCCAGAUGCACUGUCUCCUCUCUGCUCUCAUCUAAGUUGGCUGCAGACGGCCAUCUUGUGCAUUGCAACAGACUGGAGCAGCAGCGCUGUGUGUUACCAUGGUGAUCAUUUUCUCAAAAACACUGAAAAAGAAGAAGGGUGUCAAUGAUGUAAGGUCCAAGAACAAGGAGAGAAAGCUGCGUGACCUCCACACCAUGAGCAGAGGGACCACCCUCUUCUCCUGUGGCCCUGUGGAGGCAGAUAGAUGGUUGGACCUGGGGCCAAACUAUGCCAUCCAGCAGGCAGCGCCGUGCCAGUCUGGUGCCAAGCUGGAGAGCCAUUGGGAUGUGAUGCCCAAGCAAGGCAGGCAGCAACAAUUCAAGGAGCCAGGCAAUGACACGUCCAUCACAAGUCUGAUUAGAGAUCUCAGCCUCGGCAGCGGCAGUGUCACCAGCACGCAUCCACGUACCACCCCCAACACUACACAUUACACCACUUCAGUUACCAGUCAUGCUCAUACAGCACCCCCAAGCAAACGUCAGUGUCGCUCCCUGUCAUUCUCUGAUGAAUUUGGAGGUUUCCGCUCAUCUUGGAGGCCCCAGGGAUCCCGUUUGUGGACAUCAUUUGAGAAAAGAAGAUGCUACAGUGGUGGGAGUGUCCGAGGAGGGGGUGCCGGUUUUUCCAGCGGUCAUUUCCCAACCAUGCAACGUAGCUCUAGCUUUAGUUUUCCCUCACGGUCAAGCAUGCCUAUUGAUGGAGCACUGGAUCUGCCGCUCUUCAGCGAGCAACUGCCUCUCCACCCUCUAUUCACUGCCUCCCCAGUCUCCCCUACCUCCCCUUCCUCACUUCAUCACCAUUUCCUCAGACCUCUGUCCCUCUCCCAUGAACAGAUUAGUGGGCCUCAGCUCCAAAGAGAAGAAGCAUCAGAGGCCAGCUCUCCAGACUCUACCCCUGAGCUGGGGAGACGAGCUGGCCAAAGAGCUGGAGGACCAGGGUGUCUGUCUCGCAGCAGGUCUCAACCCUGCGUGCUAAAUGAGAAAAAGAUAGGUAUGAAGCGUAGAAGACCAGAGGAAGCCCAGGAGCAGCGCCCAUCCCUGGACCUGGCUAAGAUGACUCAGAACCUUCAAACCUUUGAGAGCUUGAGCUGCCCUGGAUUCUCCACCAAUGACAGCUGUCAAUCAAGCUUUGCUUUCCACGUCUCAUCUGUGACUACUAGUCAGCCAGACCCGGACUUCGCUCCUGUGUCAGAUCUGGGCAUGGAAUCACGGCAGGAACUCACAGGGGAUGAUGCGGAAGAGGAUUCCUCCUUCGAGGAACUGGAUAGCGACUCGGCCUGUAGCGUGGAUUCUCGCCCUGGGUCUCCCGUAGAUGGUAAACGCACUCUCUGGAAGGGUGAGUGUGGGAAACAGAGGGACAUUUUCCAGCUGGGGGGGGAGCUGGACCUUGACCAGAUUGAGAGAAACUGAACAUUUCCGUUUGUGGUAUUAUGGAAAGUUCCAGGAUACUGAGAAAGAUGUUACCAAAAGAUGGCUUCUAAGUUGGACUGCCAAGCCUAAAAAGAAUGGAGGUGUUCAGCCAUUUUUAAAUAAAGAAUGGUUGGAAAGUCAUAAGGAAAGUGAUAUAGAAGAUAAAGAAUUGAGCACGUUGGAAGUAUGAACAUAACAGCUGACUUAGUGACUCGUUUUGCCUUGAACAUUCUUACUGUUUGAAUUAAGAAGCAGUGACCUUAGUUGUUUUAUAUUGGGUAUGCAACUUCACUCAGGAGUGUGAAAGUGAGGGUUCUCCUUUAGAACUUCUACCAGCUCUGCUGUCUUUUCAACCUGAUGACCUUUCCAUAAUCAGCUAACCUUAAAUUUGUAGUACUGUAGCAGUAUCUGACUUCUCCUGUACUUAUCUCAAGUCUUUUAGAGAAAGUGUAGGUCAAGAUGAAACAUGGGGGCAGAUAGUGGGGGGUGGAUAAAAGCAGCUCCCGGAAUUUGCUGAAUGUAAGCUAACAAAGCUUUAAGAAGAGAUGAAAAAAAAUGACAGUGCCUUCUUUUGGAUGCUUUCUCUUACAAAAAAGUAGCCACAAUCAAAUCCACGUUUUCUGCCUUUUUGUGUAGUUUUUUAAAAUAUGCAAAUUGUAUAUUUGAGUUAAACACUGAAUCCCAACUUUUAAUUUCUCAUGUCAGUGUAUAUUUUUCUAAAUAACUUUUUGUAUGAGCUGUUUUUGAAGGAACAUGAGUACAAGAGCUUUCUUGUAACAGAAUGAUGAAAUAAAUUUGCAACCUGCACUCUUA